This is a messenger RNA of Oncorhynchus mykiss (rainbow trout), 4401 nucleotides long. Its product is annotated as gamma-1-syntrophin. The record is from RefSeq and is a predicted model, not a curated record. Gene Ontology annotation, cellular component: intracellular anatomical structure; dystrophin-associated glycoprotein complex. NCBI's taxonomy places the organism in Eukaryota, Metazoa, Chordata, Actinopteri, Salmoniformes, Salmonidae. Gene Ontology annotation, molecular function: protein binding; structural molecule activity.
CCAGCUGUCUGUUAAUGUAUUGAGGAGCUGAAACUGGGUUCCCUGAUCUGAUGUGAGAUACACAUUGAACUGGCUCCUUUGAAUCUCCUUUUGCGGUAAUUUUCUUCAGGACGCAUUCCCCAACCAACCCAUACCGCAGUGCUCGCCGAUAAUUGUCUUUUAAAGCGCUCCUUGGACCGGACAUUUUGCUUGUACUUAUCUUAGGCUAUGUGCAUAAUUGAUUUUCUUAAUCAACGGUGAACGUACAUUCACAGUAAUUUCCCCAUUGGGAGAAAUGUGAGUGGUCCGUGAGUAAAAUUAACAACUGAAUCGAUUGACGUGAGUUAAAACAAAUCGCAUGCGAUUUUUAGCCAGUCAUUUUGGCACCAGGGCGCAUGGUAAGGGAAAAUGUGAAACUGUAUCUAUCCCAUGCCUUGCUGGCGACGACUGUCGAAGGAAAGGAUGCCCUGUCUCGUUUCUGCUGGAGAAAUAUGGAGAGAAAAAAUACACGUUUUUCGUGUAGCCUAGGCUAAGUGUGGGAUGCUUAGCGGUUUCGCACACUGCCUCCGUGUGUGGAUAUCGUGGGCGACGGUGGCACAAGGAUAGGUAGGCUACGAUUUCUAAUAUAUUUUUUAGAUUCACAUAGAUUCUUUAGAAUCUGCAGCCUUGACAGUCAGCAGGGAUUGAUGUAAGGGGCCGACUGGAUCCAAUAUCAUCACCACCUGUUACCAGAAAAUCAGCUCUUGUGGUCCUUUGAGUCUGGAUCUGAGUGGAACUGCUCCUGAGUCUGCCAUCAGACACACUCCCUAACCAACAUAAGGAUUGGGACAGCACCUUGGCCACAACAACCUGGCCAUAACAACAGCCCAUACACCAGGCCAGUCAGUGCCCAGAGUGGUCCAAAACCAAGCCCACCAUAGGCUAGGCUCCAUCACCAGCUCCAGGUGAGAGCCUGAGUCCCCCCACAGCCAUGCCCAGGGAAGCUCCUCUGCCACAGGUAGAAUCAGUGCUCACCUGCCUGAUUGAUGGCUAGACCUCUACAGACAAAGAGCCGGAGGCCUUUCUACUGAGGGCAGAUUCCCUCACUGUGCCAUAGCACAUGGAUUUCAAGACUUCAAAUGAAGAGACGAAGACUGGGGUUUAUCUGCUGCAAGAUGGUAAGGAGGAGCCUUUCAGUAUUCGACUGCACUUGGCUAAAGACAUUCUGACAAUUCAAGAGCAAGAUGUCAUCUGCGUGUCAGGAGAACCAUUUUAUUCGAGUGAGAGAACUGUAACCAUCAGAAGACAAACGAUUGGAGGUUUUGGCUUGAGCAUUAAGGGAGGCGCGGAACACAAAAUCCCUGUUGUGAUAUCAAAAAUAUCAAAAGAGCAAAAAGCUGAACUGUCUGGGUUGCUGUUUAUCGGAGAUGGGAUCCUCCAGAUAAAUGGAAUCAAUGUUCGAAGCUAUCGCCACGAGGAAGUGGUGCAGGUUUUGCGAAAUGCCGGAGAGGAUGUCACUCUGACUGUUUCUUUCUUGAAGAAGACGCCAGCUUUUCUGAAACUGCCCCUCUGUGAAGACUGCACAUGUGUUCCAAGUGACCAGAGCAGUGGAACGUCCUCCCCUCUAUGCGACAGUGGCUUACACCUGAACUAUCAUCCUAACAACACGGACACACUGUCCUGCUCAUCUUGGCCCACAUCCCCUGGGCUCCGGUGGGAGAAGAGAUGGGUGGACCUGCGCCUUAUUCCUCUCCUCCACUCUCGUCUGUCACAGCACGUCCCCGGCUCUGACGUCUGCAGGAGAAAUGCAUUUCAAGUCAUAGCUGUGGAUGGGGUUUGCAGUGGGGUUAUCACGUGCCCCGCUGCUGAAGACUGCCUAGAUUGGCUCCAAUCAAUCACAACUAACAUAUCAGCUCUCACCAAGCACAAUGUGAAGAAGAUAAACAGAAACUUCCCAGUUAAUCAACAGAUUAUCUACAUGGGCUGGGUAGAUGAGAAGGAGCAGGACUCCGUUCAGGACCGAAUGUAUUCAUCACAGUUCCUUGCCUUGAGGGGUUCCUCACUCUUCAAGUUCUCAGCACCUCCUGUGACUACAUGGGACUGGACGAGGGCAGAGAAAAGCUACACUGUGUAUGAGAUCAUGUGUAAAGUUUUAAAGGACAGUGACCUCUUGGACAAGCGGAAGCACUGCUUCAGUGUCCAAACGGAGUGUGGGGAGGACAUGUUCUACAGCGUAGAGCUGGAGUGUGAGCUGCUCAUCUGGGAGAAGGCCUUUCAGAUGGCUACCUUCCUGGAGGUGGAGAGAAUACAGUGUAAAACAUACGCUUGCAUCAUGGAGAGCCACCUGAUGGGACUGACCGUAGACUUCAGUAUGGGCUUUGUCUGCUUCGAUGCUGCUUCAAAGGCAGUGCUAUGGAGAUAUAAGUUUUCCCAACUGAAAGGGUCCUCUGAUGAUGGGAAGAGCAAGAUCAAAUUUCUGUUCCAAAAUCAGGACAAUAAAGCUAUUGAAGCCAAGGAGCUGGAAUUUUCAAACCUCUUUGCCGUGCUUCACUGUAUCCAUGCGUUCUUCGCUGCCAAAGUUGCUUGCCUGGAUCCAAUGUUUCUGGAGAGCCAAGGUGCUGCGACGACCACGGGGGGGGUGGGUUCCCACUCUCACCAGUGUCUCCUGUAACACACAGACAUCCCAAAUCAAAUACUCUACCUGACAAAGCCUGUACACCCCCUCUCUUUCCCUUCCCCUGAGCACUCCCUCUUGACACUGCACUUUCACUACAUGGUGGACCAGAGAGAAGGAGGAGACGAAACAAACGAGUAUGUUCUACGGUCAUCCAGUGAACAAAGACAUGUGAAUCCCACAUGUAAAUGGAACUAUUAUUGGCAGACCUCUUUCUUUUCUUCCAAGAAAGACACAUUUUAUAUUUUAUCAGAGAAAGGGAUGAUAACUGUGUGCACUUUAGGACCUGUACAUUGCACUGUACUUCAAAUUACUUUCUAAUACGGGGGAGUGAACGCAGAACCAAUGAAUGGAGAAUGGAUGACAAAACAAUUCUCAAUUGAGUUUUUUUGUCUUUGGGUAGGACCUCGGACAUAAUUCACAAUGAUUCACACGUGUUGUUCACACUGCUGAUAACGCAAUCUUAUUUCCACAAUCUUAUUUCCAACUGUUUUCUACAAUAUUGUGUCAUUUUCUUGAAGGUGAGGACUAUGAACAAAUGAAACUGAGGACUAUGAACAAAUUGUUAUCUUCUUCCUGACAAAAAAAGAUUUCAAGACAAUUUGAAUUCUGAUUAUUAUAGCAAUUUUAAGGACAGUCACUAAGUUAAUAUUGCCAACAUUUAUCACGGGAAGUGUUAAUUAGUCAUACAGAAAUGUUAGUAAUUUUUUUCAUCACUUAAACCGAUUGAUUUCCUAAUAAUCAUGAAUAAUUAUUAGAUUCAUGAUUAUUGAAAAGAUGGGAAUGUAAAACUACAGUGUUACAUAACUUAAUAUUUUUUAUUGUGCGGUUGUAUGGUGAAGUUGAAAGCACUUAGUUUUCUCCAGUCUAUGUUAUUUGAUUUAUCUGAAAACAUCCUUUUAAUUCAACAAAUAAACGGUGAAAUGUGUGCACAUUAUGGAUUAUACACACAUGUAUACACUAAUCAACCCUAUGGCACCUUUUAAUUCUGUGUUCUUGUCAUAUAGAUUAUUUUUGUUGCCCCUGAGGUAGUUCCGAUAUGCUAUAAAUCACAAUCAUGUCAAAUUAUAUACAAGUUCCCUUUCAACAGAACAGAAAUGAAUGGAGAAUUGCAGAGAAGAAAUGGCUCAGGUUUUGGAUGUAAGCACAGCUUUUUUAAUGAUGUGGAGGAGAGGAAAGGGAUGAGCGCUGCUAUGGUGAGUCUGUCAGGAUGAGGGGCAGCCGAGAGGUGUUUUUUAAUCAAGGCAUUCAGCGAAGAGUAAUCUCUAACACACCCAACCUGGUCAGGACUCGUUUUAAGGGCGGAUUCACAAUCAUUAAGUCAAUUGAAUCAUUGAGAAGGAUUCAGACUAAGUGCUAGCUACAGCCAACACAGUCAGCCAGAUUCAGAACAUGUGGUUGUGUGAAAAUGUCUUUACCUAUACUCACAGGAAGAUAUUACUCUUAGUACAACCUGCAAAAACUGAAUAAACCCUUUCUGUAAUGUUUUUCUUUCGUUAUCUUUCUUUAAGAUGUAAAUAAAGGUUGACAUCCAAAUGAAUAAAAAGAAAGUAAGGACUAUGUAUAAUAUUACUUGAAAGGAUUAAGACAUUUAUUAAUUGGAUGUCUUCAACAGAGACUAAAUAGUUGGCACCUUUAUGCUCUGUUUACCAAGUGACCAAUGAUGAUGACCCGUGGUGAAUUUUGAAUAUAUAUUUUCUAUAAUAUACUGAACAUGUAGUGUUGGUAACAUGUUUCAUGAGCUGAAAUAAAAGAUCCCAGUAAUGUUC